Laccaria bicolor S238N-H82 is the source of this 543-nucleotide messenger RNA. RefSeq lists its product as uncharacterized. Lineage: Eukaryota; Fungi; Basidiomycota; Agaricomycetes; Agaricales; Hydnangiaceae. The record is from RefSeq and is a predicted model, not a curated record. The transcript is spliced from 4 exons. The coding region runs from base 1 to 543 and encodes 180 amino acids.
AUGGAGACUGCCUUUACGGGCAGGACAUUGUCGUUUCCAGUCGAGGUGUCUGAACUCUCCAAGAUUACGACGACGGUCACGACACCGUUCAACACGCUGAGAUGUUACCUUUCGAUCUACCAGAAAAGCGCUCUCUCGGAUCGACCCAAUUCCACUAAAUCAUUUCGGGCACAGGCAAAGCUUGUCAAAAUUCACAAGGAUACUAUGCGGAAUACCCAACCGACUCAAACGCUGGCUUCCAAUGCCUACACUCGGAAGUGGAUGCUGCUUAGCGCGAGGCCGAAAGCCUUGGUUAGGGAAGUUCAUAGUUUUCACUUCCCCGUGGGCUCGUCGACGUCGGAUCGCAACCUGGACAAAUUAGAGAAAUACGCAGGAGGCCAACAGGAGGCGAAGUUGGACAGGAACGAUUCCAACAAGGAAAGCAGGAAUGGAUCAACAUCCUUUGGCUUGACGGGUACACCACACAACAGAACCUACCAACCUCAAUGUUUCUUUGUUAUCCUUCGCAAGCUGCGGGGUGUAGAGGGUGACUUUAAACGUUGA